Messenger RNA from Paramecium sonneborni, 2196 nucleotides. Lineage: Eukaryota; Ciliophora; Oligohymenophorea; Peniculida; Parameciidae. The record is from the annotation of a GenBank genome assembly.
AUGAAAGAACCUAUACUUGUAAUCUUAACAAUAUAAGCUGAAAACAAAGAAAAUUUUACUAUUUAAUUGCCUUUGAAAAAGAUUAACUGUAUGUGUUAAAUAGAAAAAGAUAGAUUACUACGUUUUCUAAUCAAAUACUAAUAAAUUAAACCAUAAGAUAAAGAUUCAGUAAUUUUAGGUAAUUUUUAUUUGUUAUAUUAGAAUUUUAUGACUUUUUUAACCAAAGGUAUGUCUAAGAAAAGGAUGUCACAAUAUCUAAUAAUAUUUUUCAAUUUUCUGAAAAGUUUUUGGGACUACCUGAAUCCAAAGUUCUAAAAGUUGCUAUUUACUAUAAUUUCAGCUAUACCAAUUUGAUUGAGUUAUAUUAAUCUAUAGAAAUGUUUAAAUUAGAUUAGAAAAUAUUUCAGGAGGAAAAAAUUAAAUAUUAAAAUUAACUUGAAGAAUAUGAAAAAGAAUUUUUAGAAAUGAAGGAUACUUUAAAGGAAAUAUAAUAAACACUUCUUCUUACAGAAAAAUAAUAAGAAUAAUAAUAAAAAAAUGUUGAUAUUGUGAUUCUAUAUAGUAAUCCAAUUAUUAGAGUUAAUAAUGGAAUAAGAGAAUCUUUAUUUAUUGAUUAUGAAUCAGAAAUUAAAUCUAUAAAAAAUGUGAUUAUUCGAUCAGAUUAAUCCAUAAAAUAUGAAAUUUUUAAUGCUUCUAUAAAAAAUUUGGAGAAAGCAAUCAGUUUACAUCCACUUAUCAUACAUGUAAUUUCACAUGGAGAUUUUGAUGAAAAACAAUAAAUUUUUUAUUUAGAAUUUUAAGAUGAUGGUGUUUCUACAAAAUUAAAAACUGAUGAAAUUUAAAAAAUGAUUUAAAACAACAAAGGUAUGGCAAGAAUUCAACUUAUUUGUAUAAGCUCAAUUGUCGGUAAAAAUAUCAGUGACUAUAUUCCAAAAACUGUUUCAUGUGUAGUUUUUCAAAAAUUAUAUAAUAUUAUUGACAACGAGGGUCCUUAUUUUUGGGAAGAAUUUUAUUAAAAUAUCUUUAAAAAUUUUUCAGUUGGGGAUGCUUAUGAAAAGGCAUAAUAAAAACUUGAAAACGCCUUUUGGGAUAAUGAAAAGAAGUAUGUUUGUUGUUGUUUUCAUAAGCAUGAACCAAAAUGUCCUUUUGAUCCAGCUUAAAUAGGAUAUGAAAGUUCACAUUAAUAACAUCUUAAAUGCGCAAAACAAAAAUGGGUUCACAGUUCUUUGGUUAUGAAUCCGUGUGAUCCUUCAUCUUAUCAAGGUCAGUUACAUAGACAAUGCAAUAAUAAUUGUCUUGGAAGAUUAAUUCUUGAUUGUAAACAUAAGAAAUGUUAAUAAUAAAUUUAUGAUUAAAGAAUUGAUGAUAUUCUUCAAAAACUUUAAAUAGAUUAGAUUGACAAAGAAACUUUAAAUACAAACCUUGUGAAUAUUCUUGAUAAAAAACUUAUUUGUUGUUGUUGUGAGUAAUUAAACAUCAUAUUAGAAACAUAAAGUGAAAAUAUUUCUUCAUUUAUUGCUUCAUAACAUACUUAUGAUUAAAAAAUACAAUUUAAAAAAGAAAAUAAUGUAUAAUUUCUAGAACAUAUUGAAUAAAAUAAAGAUCAAAUUCAAGAUAUUUAAUUUAUGACAAUUGAUAAACAAAUUAUUUUGGUUCAUUCCAAAGAUCCAUAGGAUAAAGUUUUAGAAGUAGAAACAUUAUAAACCAUAAAUACUUACAUUAAAGUAUAAUUUUUUUAUUUAUUAGAUUUAUAUUUAAGAAAAAUAUAAGAAGGAAAUUAAGAAGUUCAAGGAGAGUAAGAAGAUCAAAGAAAACGAGCCAAUCGAGGAAAUUGUAAUUAAUUUAAAUGGGUGUGAUGUCAAUAAUUGGAUAGAAAUCGUAUCAAAAAAACUUAAUCUAGAACAUGCCUCUUUUGACGAGUUUCUUAUAAAAUCAAAAGACUAUUUUUGUAAUCUAUAAAGCUAAGAUAAUUUUUUUUACAUUUUCACAAUCUAAAACAUUUCCAAUAUUUGUGAAUCUGAUUAAUUUUAAAGCUUUUACCAGGUGAUACAAGAAGCUAAUGAAUCUAAUUUCAUUUUAAUAUUACCUGUUGAUAACACACAAAAAGAAAACUUAAAAAAAAUAACAGCUGUUGAAUUAGUUUAAUUUAUUGAUUUAAAAUAAAUUUACAGUUUAUUAUAAGAGGAAAAAAAUUGA